Messenger RNA from Neohortaea acidophila, 1131 nucleotides. Its product is annotated as mitochondrial biogenesis AIM24-domain-containing protein. NCBI's taxonomy places the organism in Eukaryota, Fungi, Ascomycota, Dothideomycetes, Mycosphaerellales, Teratosphaeriaceae. Gene Ontology annotation, biological process: inner mitochondrial membrane organization. Gene Ontology annotation, cellular component: mitochondrial inner membrane. The coding region runs from base 1 to 1131 and encodes 376 amino acids. The transcript is spliced from 5 exons. The record is from RefSeq and is a predicted model, not a curated record.
AUGCGCCACCGUGCGCUCGACUCCGUCUGCGCCUCCUGUCGCCAUUGCUCCCAAUCAAGGACCGCCCUUCGUUUCCCUACACGUCGCUUCAUUCACAUCAGCGCAACCCCAUCGGCAACGGAGCCGCAGCAGCAUUUAGAUACCCGUGAAGCCGGUCCCGGCUCGAAUUCCACUCCUGAUGCGCGCUUCGAAGUGCUAGGCACUCCCUUCUCCCUCCUCUCCGCCUCCAUCUCCGCGUCUCAGAACCUAUACACCCGCAAAGGCACGCUUGUUGGCUUCAAUGGCAAGGCCGAAAACGCUGUCUCCACCCUGUCCCUACUCGAGCCUUUCCGUCGAAUCCUCUUCGGAAUCCCCUUCGUCUACCAACGCGUCUCCUCCACAACGCCGUACACCGCUUUAAUUUCCACCAAAUCCGCCAUUACCUCGCUGGUGGUUGUGCACCUCGACGGAAGAUUAGAUUGGAUGGUAGCGCAACGGAAUGCGCUGUUAGCAUGGACGGGACAUACACUGCAGCUUUCACCGCGCGUGAACAGAAAAUUGAGCUUGGCUCAUUGGGGUAGCACAUCCGUCUCCGGACGCGGCCUCCUCGCCCUCUCAGGAAAAGGCCUGAUCCACCAAAUCACCCUCAAGACCGGCGACGAAUAUGUCAUUCAUCCGAGCAACAUCAUCGCGUACAGCGUCAUGCAACACGCGCCGCAGCCAUAUCGUUUCAAAGCUAGCAGCAUGAGAUUCCAGAUUCCCAAUCCGCUUUCCUGGCUGCCGGACACGCGCUUCUGGCGGACCAUGCGGGAGACGGCGGUGUGGAGGUUCUUCCGGGAUGCUUCGUUUACGAUUCGGACUUGGGCGCGGCGGACCAUCUGGGGCGAUCGGCUAUUUCUCCACUUCCACGGCCCAGCAACGAUUCUGGUGCAGUCACGAGGCUCUUCUCUCCGCGAUGUACUGACCACACGUGACGUGAAUGAGCUCGCGGACACUCCAGCGGGUGUUGCGCCGAAGGCUAUCGCCCUGCAGUCAGCGGCCGAAGCAGGCACAUCAACGCAAGCGCCGGGAUCGCAGGCUCGGCCAGCAACUCUCAGCUUUGCAAGCGUUGGGAGAGAAGGGACAGUCAAAUUUGAUGAGGCCAAGCAAUGA